UGAAGCAUCAAUCAAAGGCAAUAUGUACAUUGUAUCAAUUUGCAUCGUCGAACGGUUAGAAUCACGAGUGUAGAAUAAUAAUCCCUGGUGGUAGAUAAGCUCGGAACGCGCAUAUACUGUACUCAAAGUUAACACUAACUAGAGUGAGCAAAUACACUGACGUGCAUAGCUGAGCCAUCGAAACCCGAAGCUUCGUGGGAGCGUCAGGCGAAAGACGGUGCGAUCAGAUACAGAGGAUACGUUAUCGAUUUAGCAUAUGCUGUUACGCUAAGGGCGAAGCGAAGUAAUGGGAACCCUGUGUACGGUGCGCCUGCUGAUACUGGGUCUGGUCGGAGGACUAGCGCUGCUCACGACGGUGGUCGGAGCGAGCCAGUCAGCGGCCAGUAGUCCAGUGUUGAUCAUCGUUUCGUACGAUGCGUUUCGAACCGAAUAUUUGCAACGCAAUAGUACUGCGUACAUGAAUGCCUUGCGUCGCAAUGGCACGACUAGCUCCUACUUGCGGAACGUAUUCCCGACGAAAACCUUUCCCAACCACCAUAGUAUCGCUACCGGAGUCUACCCGAACGUACACGGCGUUCUAGCGAGCAAUGUGUAUGACUUGCAGCGUAGCGGCGUCCUUAACUACUCGUACGAGCUGUUCCAUUACAACACGGACAUUUUGCCGAUUUGGUCUCUCAAUCAAUACGCUGGUGGACACAGUGGCUGUAUGAUGUGGCCCGGGUCCGACUUUGGCUAUGGCCCCAGCAACCUAACGUGCAGCCACACACAACCGUUCAACCUGUCCCUGCCGUGGAAUGACCGUCUCAGCAUCAUAUUUCGGUGGAUACGGGAUGCAGAACGACCCGCUAACCUCAUCAUGCUGUACAUCGAGGAACCGGACUACUACGGGCACAUCUACGGACCGGAGUCCAACCGCGUCGCACAGCUGGUAAUCAAGCUCAACGAUUUAACCCGGCUGCUGCACACACAGAUAGCCGAGCAGCGACUCGAGGACCGCGUUAACGUUGUCCAUCUGAGUGAUCACGGCAUGGAUACGGUAAUGCCCAAGAACUUCAUCAACCUCACUGCGUUCGUGCCAGCAGAACUUAAGUACGACGCAUACGGCAACACGCCCGUCCUGCAGAUCGUACCCAAGGUGAAACAACAGACAGCUGAUUUGUACCGGGCCCUCAAGAACGCGGCAGACGCGGAGCCGGGUCGGUUUGAGGUGUAUACGGUUGAGAACCUACCAUUGCGGUGGCGGUACAACAAUUCACAGCGAACCGGACCGAUCACUGCCGUCGCACAGCUCGGCUAUGGGUUUGACGAUAUGUGGGAGACGGUAGCCUACUACAAGCGCAAAUUCGACGUCGAAGUGACACCCGAAACGCGGUACGGGGUUCACGGUUACGAUAAUGCGCUACCGAUCAUGAACUCAAUUUUCUUUGCGUACGGACCAUCGAUUCGGGAGCAGCUGGUGGUCGAACCAUUCGAUACGGUAGAUUUGUACUAUCUGUUCUGCGAAGUGCUCAACCUUACACCACCGCCUAUGCUGUCCGGGAAUCUGAACCAUGUGCACCGCAUUUUGCGCAACGAUUCACGCGAUGACGACGACGACGGCGAUGAUCCGAAUAACGACGAUGGCCAUAACGGUUCUCACUCGAAGACCGUAGCGGUGAUUUUCGUUGGCAGCUUUGUAGGAUCGUUCGCCAUCGUCAGUUUGCUGGCGCUCGCGGUGAUUUAUCAGCGUCGAAGACGCGAAAAUCUGGUCCCACCAUACCUAUACGAGGAAACGGAAACCUUCAUCGACGAGGGUAACAAGCUACUGCACACCAGCACUACCAACUCCUCCAUUAAUGGGGGUGACGUAGUCUCCGUGGACGUUUGAAGUGAGCUGUUUGAAGCCCCUGUCAAAUCAAACUUCAUGGGAACAGGAACUGCGAUUUCGUAUUCCAGUCGGCCAAACUGUCUGGCCAAUCACCCUAAUAGAAUUCAUGCAACCAACGUUCAGCCAACGGUUUGCCAUCCAUCUCAGCGUCGUGCUCUCAAAGGGCAUGAGUCUGAUUGUGUAUAUAUCAUGCAACCAUCAUUCCGUCAGGUUGGAGUAAUGGGACUUAGACGUGCAGCAGCAAGAGUCCGGUGCAGUGCUCGUUAAGAACACCUAAACUGACUGGGAAAACUUGUGUAGCAUACAUUAAGUGUUCUUCUUCCAAAACUGAACCGUUCAAGCAAAGCCUUCCGAUCGCCUUCAAUCGCCCACAAAUAAAAACACUCACACACUUACACACCUACAAACACUUACACAGAUACAUCUUUCCAUUUUAUAAUGGGGCUAUGCACUUCCAAAUCGCCCUGUUGCACACGGAUACAAAAGAAACUAAACUAAAAAGUCUACAUCAAGAACUAUUGGAUACAUUAUAAAUGUUGUAGGGAAGAAAGGAAUUGCAUCGCAGCGUGUUAAUUCAUUGUGGCCAUAUUUUUUGUGUGGUUGUGGUUUGCGCAGAAGAGGGCCACCAAAGUGCUCCAACAGUGCACAAUUCAAUAACAAUUUAGUAUUUAACUCGUUUUACACGGCGCGUAAUGGGUCCCGUUCGGGCGUGUAGUAAAUUGUACAUUAUGUUUUCGUAGAUUUUUACUUUUCAUCUUUUUAUCCCCGUCCGAUUCCCAACAGCAACCGUGCAAGUGUAGGAAAUUAUCGGAAGGAGUCGGUGGCAGAGGUUCGUCUGUCGUUGUACUCGACCUCUAGUAGCUAUCGUGCAGCAGCACGUAAUCGAACAACCACGACGCUGCAAAUACAUUAGAAAACCGUGACUUUUUCACGUUAUCAUGUGCUAAAUAUCAGAGGAAUAAGAAAUCCGAUUGUUUUAAGAAAAAAAGCUAUCUCUAUUGUGAUAUUUUUCUAUGCGGAUAUCUAUGAAUACAAGUAGUAGUCUAUUAGAUGUAGAGACGCUGGAGCGGUCAGCGCUAGACUGGCAAAGAAGCGAAACGGAGCAAGCGUGAGGUUCACCGGCAUAUACUGUAUACCUUUACAUUGUGCAACGAUUGUAGCCUGAAGAUGUAUUUAAAUUACGAGUCGACUGGCUUACCUAUUACACCAGGAGGAAGCCGGAUAAAAGUAACUUUUGAAGAAUCCACCGAACACCGAAAGCAAACACGCGGAACUUAGCGAGCAGACGACAAAGGACAAAGCCAUAUCUAGCGUAGGGCAGCGGUGGGCAGAAUGAUGCACAGCUAUGAAAUGAGCUACUCCGGGAGCUAUGUACACUAAAAGAAACGCACGGCUACGCCUAGUGGUUUUAGUUGCGACACAACGAAUUUUGUAAUGUCCAGUGUGUGCCGUCUACUGCUAGAAAGUUCUCGAGUAGUACAUUCUCUUGCGCAAUCUACCCGGGGGAAACAGAUUUAACGAUGUAUUUGUUUUAGGAAAAGUAACAAAAAAAAAAUAAAAACCAAAUGUUGAAGUUUAAUGGUCUCAUUCGAAUAAAAGAACCAGUUUAUGUAUCAGAUCAGGAUAAGUGUGGUUUUUCGUAUAG
This is a messenger RNA of Anopheles cruzii, 3512 nucleotides long. RefSeq names its product ectonucleotide pyrophosphatase/phosphodiesterase family member 5-like. NCBI's taxonomy places the organism in Eukaryota, Metazoa, Arthropoda, Insecta, Diptera, Culicidae. The transcript has 5 exons. The record is from RefSeq and is a predicted model, not a curated record. Bases 287 to 1867 code for a protein of 526 amino acids.